AUGCGAUCAUCAUCGUGUGCGCUGCACACACUGGCAAAGUCUGUUGUGCUCUUUGUUGUGUGCCUUCUUUUCGUUGAGGGAACGCCGACCACAUUCGCUGCUGCUCCGGACGACAAGCGGUUCCGCAUCCAUGGGCCGUCGUACGCUUACCUGGACUGUUCCGCCUGCGUCGCCUUCGCCGAGUACUUGGGUCGCCGCAUGAACGCCUCCCUCGAGUACGACGGUAGAGGUGGUGCCAGUUUCCUUGCCACACAUCGCCUCAGCGAGGGGAAUAAGCUCAAACGGCGUGAGUAUGCGACAAGUGAGUUGCGUGCAGUGGAGGUAUUGGAAAAAAUUUGCAACGAUGCUCUUGAGGAGAACUACGUGCUUCGACUCGAUACAGACAAUCGCAUCCGCGUGUAUGAGUCGGAGAAGUCUGUUUUGCCGUUUGCGCAGUUCUACAGCACACAGGACUCUCAGGCGUUGAAGAGCACAUCCAAGACGGCAGUGCGCGCUUUCUGUACACGCGUGAUGGGCGAAGAGGAGGACGCAAUGAUGAACCUGGUGCGUGAGGUGCGGCAGUUGAAUGAACUGGAGUGGCGGUUGUGCGGUGGGACCGUGAACAACACGUCGCCGCCGCCGCCGUCGCUGCCGGAGCCCGUCACCGCUGUGUGUGUCGGCACUGAGGCAAGCCUCCAGGCGGAACUCCGCCGUAUUCAGCGAUACGAGAAGUGGCAGGAGGGUUUCACCAAGCGGCGGGAGAAGGCAAUCGAGGAGCAGGGCGGGGGCAGCGGGGAGCCAAUAGAGCUUCAGCCGGUGGAGCACAAGGAGGGCGAGACGCCGAAUUUUUUUUCGUUUCCUGGCUUGGAUGGAGUAGCCUCGGGCGGUGCUGACGACGAGGAGAAGGACGAAGCAGCACCGGAGGACCUCUAG
Molecule: messenger RNA, 912 nt
Organism: Trypanosoma grayi
Lineage: Eukaryota; Euglenozoa; Kinetoplastea; Trypanosomatida; Trypanosomatidae
Exons: 1
Coding region: 1-912 (303 amino acids)
Source: RefSeq, a predicted model, not a curated record